AUGACUUUACAAGGAUUCGAUCCCUAUGACCAAUUAAGAGAUACAUACCGUAACGUAAGACUCUAUGUAGAUUUAGAUCAACGAGAAAAAGACUUUACACAACUAUUAGAUGAAGAAAUCUCAUUGGAAUCAACUUUGCUUUCAAAAGAAAAAGAACAAUUGAAAAAUGAAAAAAUUGAAAAAGAAACUUUAGAUAAUAAACCUCAUUAUGAAAAAAGAUUCAAAAAUAAAUUAUUUAAACCAUCUGUUUCCUUUAAUACUGUACCCACAGUAAUGGGCUAUUCUUCAUUGAAUGAUGAAGGUGUAGAAUUUGAAGGGGUUCAGAUCCCUUAUACUAUGGAAGAUUUCUAUGAUAAUGAAGGGGGUGAUAAUCCAGGUUAUAUGCCAGAAAAUAGUUAUAUAACAAGUUCUUCCAGUAGCCAUUCAAGAGUCAGGCAUUCUUCACCACCUCCAAAAUUAACAUUGGCUUCAGUAAACGCUUUAGCUUCAAUGUUUAAAGUGGCUCAGAAUGGGAAAAUCGUUAGAGUAGAUUACCCAUCAAGACCAACUAUAUCAAAUGAUUCAAUCAUAAUAAACAGCACUAAAAAAAAUUGGUCUAUUAAGUGGGAACAAAGAAAACUACAAAUGGAGAAAAGAAUUCAAAAUAAAGAAAAAUAUUUUCAAGAUUAUCAAUGGUUUUUCCCUGCCCCUGAAAAAAUCCCAACUACUUUAGAUGGUUAUACUCCUUUGCCAAAGGCACAGAGAAAGCGUGAAAUGAUUCUAAAGAAAAAGGUUGGGUUCCCCAAUUGGCCCAGGACUGUGUGUUGUCAUAUUAGUGGUAGAAGGCAUACUUGGGUGGCAUUAGAUUGGACUGUAACAAAAUUUUUACAAGAUACUGAUCAUUUGGUGAUUAUAACAAAUGUUCCAAAGGAUAGACAUUUUAAUUCUAUAUCAUCACACCAUGAUAAAGAUCAUAAAGAUAAUAAAGAAAUAGAUAGGCACAUUCAUCAUACUCAUCAUUCAUAUUCUGAUACAAAUAAUGAUGAACAUAGUUUAGCUUCCAAGGAUAAAGAAAGUUUACUCUCCACUAGGCCUGUAUCUUUAGAAAAUAUGAAAUUUGAAUCAACUACAAGCCUACAUAGAACUUGUACUACAGUAGAUUCAAAUUUAAAUAAUAAAACCAUUAAAUUACCUUUAUCAAUUGGUAGUAAUUUUAAUGAAAAAAUUCAAAACCAUGAACAAUUUGAAGAAUGGUGUUCUGGUUAUUCAAAAGGUUUGAUUAAACAGAAAUUAACUAAUAUCUUUAAUUAUGUAAUUACAAUUUUACCAAAAGAUAAGGAUAUUAAGAUAACUAUUGAAUUUGUGGUAGAAUCUACGAAGAAAGCAUUAAUUGACGCAACAAAUAUUUAUACGCCUGAUCUAUUUGUAACGUCUACUUUAAGGUGGGAAAGAACUUCAAAUCUAGUGCAUUGGAAAUCUAAAAAUUUGACUGACGUUUUGGUAACAGCCUUUCCUGUGCCAACUAUUAUUAUUCCAACUAAAAGAAUGUUUGAAUUUGAAUCUAAUUUACAAGAACAAUUUCAAUUGAAAUAUUCAAAAGAUGAUGGGAAAUGUGUAAGUAAGAAUGAAAAAUCGAAAAAAGCUCUUUCAACUCCAACCCAUCCAAGUCUUUUACAUUCAAAUACGGCACCAAUUGGUAAUGAUAUUAUUAUUAAGAAAGAUAGACAUUUACAUCCAAUUAUUUCAAAGGAUUCUAAAAAGCUUGAAAAAGAAAUUAAUAAAGAAUUGGAUGAUCAAUUAAAGAGUGAUUUAGAAGAAGAAUUGGAGGAUGAAAUUAAAUCUAAAAAGACAAUUAAUACAUCUAAAGACAAUUCCUCCUCUACAGAUUCUUUGGAUACUUAUAGGCCAACCCCUGAUCAACAUAAUGAAAUGUUAAGUAUAAAAUCUGAAUUAUCACAACAUUCUUUGAAGGAUAAAAUACAUGAAUUUGCAAAAAAUCAUAGAAUAAAUAUAAGAAAUAAAAUUGAAGAUUUAAAUAAUAAUAAAGAUUUACAAUCUAAUGAAAAAAAUCAAAAAAAGAUUGAUUUGUUAUUAACUGCUUCAUUUCAAUUUAUUCAGGAUAUUGAAAACUUUAAUGAUAAUGUUGAUAAUGAAACUGAGAGAGAUGAUACAUUUGAUUUAAAAGAAUUUAAAAGAAUCCUUACUGGUGAACAAGAUAUGCAUUCAGGCCCUAAAAAAUCAAUGCUAGAUGUUUUAGGUAAUAAUUAUAGUUCUGACGUGAAACGAAAAUCGCCAUUAUCUCCAGCAACGGCUAAUUCAAAUUUUAAUACAUCUCCUUCUUUAUUAAGUGUCACUCCAUCUGGUACUGCCACUCCAACACCAUUUGGAUCAAAAGUUGUGGAGCCAUAUACUCAAUUACCAAAAAAUUUACCUAGAGCUCCAAAAAAUAUGAAAAUUCCAAGAGCCCAUAAGACUACUUCACAUACUACAACAUCAAUAGAAAAUGAUAGUAGUGAUCACAUUGAUGGUGAUGGAUCAACUCAUAUCAGAAAACAUCAGCAUUACACGUUAUCUAAUCGGAAGUCCAAGACACAUGAAUCACAUACUAAUCCUCAAAUAAAGUUUGCGGAUGGUGUUAAACAUAAAGAUGGUAAGAGUGGAUUAGGACAUGCAGUAAAUGGGGAUAAUCUAAGUAGGUCAGAAUCCCCUGAAAGAAAUGGGAAAAAAAGUGGUGCCUGGAAUGAAUUGAAAAAAUCAAUAUCAAAUAGUUCUAAAACUGAUGUUCAUAAUAAUGAUAAGAUUUCCUUGACUACAUCAGGUAAACUGAAAAAGAAAACAAGUCGUGACAGUUUAAAGAAAUCUAUAUCCAAUGAUAGUUCAUCAUCCGAUAAGAAAUCUAGUGGUGGAGGUUGGUUUUCAUUCUGGAGGAAAUAA
Messenger RNA from Henningerozyma blattae CBS 6284, 2913 nucleotides. RefSeq lists its product as uncharacterized. The record is from RefSeq and is a predicted model, not a curated record. Lineage: Eukaryota; Fungi; Ascomycota; Saccharomycetes; Saccharomycetales; Saccharomycetaceae. The transcript has a single exon. The coding region runs from base 1 to 2913 and encodes 970 amino acids.